AUGGAGUUCCUUAGACAGCAGGACCCGAAUCGAUAUUGGGCGGCCAAGUUGGUCGGUUUUAGCCGAAUUGGGGGCAAAUGGAGCAUGACCGGAGAAGCCCCGGCAAUACCUACAUCAGAACCGAUUGUGCAACCCACAGCACAACCACCCACUUCCGUUCCGACUUCCUCAACAACUCCACCAGAAUGGGAAUUUUCCUCGACGACCGCACCAUCGGAACCUUCGAAACCCUCCCCGAUUCGCCAAGAAACCGAAUCAAUGGAUAUUGACCCCAUCUCCGCCUAUUACGGCUCUGACCCAGGGGAAGGUGAGGGAAAAAGGAGCGAGGAGCCGACGAGCCAGGAGGGAGGAGAUGAACCAGAGAGAACGCCGGCAGCGGAGCCCAUCCCUCAAGAAAGGGCGAGGGAAGAGAUAGAUCUGAAUGAAACGGCCAGAAAGCAAGGCCUUAUGACGGAUGAGGAGUUUGAGGCGCUGUUGAAGGAGGUAACCCGUGAGGAAGAAGAAGAUGCAUCGGAGGCAGUAAGAGAGGGUGGAGAAGCUAGUACAAGGAACGACCCAGAAGGCCUAGCCCAUCAGCCAGAAGAAGAGGUGGAAGAGAGGCAAACCGGAGAACGAGUACCACAGUCAGUGACUCCCCAGCCAGACGCAGGGGAGAGUGAUGUGCACAUUGAUCAGGAGGAGACCGUGGUACGAACAGAGGAGCCUGAACCAGUGGCACCUCCAGUGUUGAAACCGAAAGCAGUCAAAAGAAAAUUGGUGUUGAGGGACGAUCCCAAGGCAGUACGACCAAAGCCGAAGAGAGUAUCGCAGAGAUGCCUAGGAAAAUGGACAUCCAGCAAGACGAAGGCGAACACAGCAGCCGAUCCAGUUGAAGUUUUAAGCGACGAAGAAAGGGUGACUCCCACAAAACCUGGGGAUGAAUCUUUUCCAGCUACUAACUUGGAAGAUGCAUCGACGGCAGCUGAAGUGGUCUCCACAACGCCAAGUGACCAGAGAGAUGAGACUGAGCAGAUGGCUGAGGGUCUGGACCUCGCAUCUGAGUCAGUAGGUCACGUCGAGCCAAGAGAUGAUAGUACACAUAUCCACGUGGAGACCCGCCCUACUGCCCAGGACAAGCCUUCAACACAAGCAGAGAAGAAACCAGAAGAGGAUGAAGACAAAGAGUAG
Molecule: messenger RNA, 1167 nt
Organism: Salvia splendens (bonfire salvia)
Lineage: Eukaryota; Viridiplantae; Streptophyta; Magnoliopsida; Lamiales; Lamiaceae
Product: MAP7 domain-containing protein 1-like
Exons: 1
Coding region: 1-1167 (388 amino acids)
Source: RefSeq, a predicted model, not a curated record